Messenger RNA from Coregonus sp. 'balchen', 14188 nucleotides. Lineage: Eukaryota; Metazoa; Chordata; Actinopteri; Salmoniformes; Salmonidae. The record is from the annotation of a GenBank genome assembly.
CAUGCCAAGUAACCUGAUAAUUAUUUCCAGUCUUGGUAUAGUUUUAUGUAACACGUUGUUGUCAAUUAGCUAUUUUGACAACUAGUUUGACAGCUAAACCCAUCAACUGUAGUGGAGACAACCAGUUGUCAACUCUCUGAACUCUUGUGCUUGUCCAUGAGGCCACCCCAUGCACGUUCCGGGAGAAGAAAUGCAUUGGACUAUGAUUUUUCAGGGACGUCAUUGAGAGCACAGGAACAGCCACUUGUGUACAGACGUGUCAAAGAUUAAAUGGGCGCAAAGCUGUUUUGCUGGCCACAGGGUUCUCCUGGCAUUUCCAUGAUGCUGAGAGCCCUACUGCUCACAAGCCUUCUUAGCUGGGCCAAUGGCCAGGAAGGUCAGGCCAUGUUACCUGAAGAAAAGACCAAAAUCAGGUGAGAUAUCAACCGUGUGUGAUCACACUCCAGUAUUGCGCAAUGCCCACCUUUACUGAGUGGCAAAGUCCAUACUGUGAAGACGAAGGGACUAAAUCAUUGAACACACCAGCGCUUUACCCAUCUAUCCUCUUGUCUGUUAGAAAUUACUUGGUUAUGUAGAUGUAGUAUAUUUCUUUCUGUUACAGGGACCAGAUCGUUGAGAUGUUCGAUCAUGCCUAUGGCAGCUAUAUGGUAAGUCUGUCUGACCACAUCAUUUAUAGUAAUAUAUCAUAUGUAUGCCAUUUACAUUAUUAUUGUCACUAUCAACUACAUUGGGCAAAAUUGGAUGUUUCAGCCCAUAGCUAUGGCUGUCAGCCUGUUACUGACCAUGUAGCAGGGCAUGCUGCUGUUUACUGUUACGUUGAUAUUUUAUUAUUGCUCAAACGGCUCUCUGACUUGACUGUGUGCCAUCCACUCGGCCUAUACUUCUAAGUCGAAAGGUAUCUAAACAAAUGUCCCUCCUAAUUAGUAUGUGUACCGUACCCUGACUGCACCUGUUCCCUGAUUCUGCCACAGAAAUAUGCAUACCCAGCGGACGAGCUGAUGCCCCUGAGCUGCAGGGGGAGGGUGCGUGGCCUGGAGCCAAACAGGGGAGACAUCGAUGACUCUUUGGGGAAGUGAGUACAACCCCACGUUUCUCAAUAUGUAAUGCUCAUAGGAAAAUGAAAUUAAUUUGGACGUGUUGUGAGAUGAUGUGGGAAAGCCUGUUAUACUCUGUUUGACGUGACCUAUCCGAACCCUCUCUGGUUCUUCCUUAAGACCUUCGAUAUAACACACUUAGCCUGGAAACACAAUAGAUGAUGACUAUGAUAAAGCUGACAUGGAGCAGGAUCUAGUUUCUGUGUUGUGUGUGUGCAGAAGGCCAUCCUCCUGACCUGGGUCAUAUUCAUUAAGCACCAAAUGGAAGAAGACUGGCUGAAACAGGGAUGGACUAUCUGAACUUGCCAAAUAAGAAACGUCUGUUUUCAGGGUUUUGUUGCAAACAUUUUUGAUAUGGUGUGCCCUAACAAAUAUAACCUUGUUUUCUCCUAGGUUCUCCCUCACACUGAUCGACACCCUGGAUACUCUGGUGGUGAGUAUCUGAUCCUGUCUGUGUGGCUAUAAUCGUUGUCAGCUAUAGUACCACAAAUGUCUAUAGAGAAAUCAAUUAGCAAAUGGGAUCCAUUUUCCCGACAACACCUCAGAGCCACACACAUAAAGUAAAUGGCAGUAUAGACAAAAUGGAUAGCCCUUCUUUCUAAUGGUAAUGGAAACCCUAGCAAAAAUAAUUGAAAUGUAGUAAUUCACAGGAAUAAUUCAUGUUUAUCAUUUGUUUAGUCUAAGUGUUUAAACACCUAUUUCUUUAGUCUUUUCCCCUAUUAACAAAUAUUGCUUGUCCGUGUUUCCAGGUGUUGAACAAGCUGGACGAGUUUGAGGAUGCAGUGAGGAGGACAUUGAGGGAUGUCAGGCUGGACAACGAUGUGGUGGUGUCUGUGUUUGAGACCAACAUCCGAGUCCUGGGGUACAAACCAAUACAAUGCAUUGUCUCACUACUACACAGUACUUCUCCAAGAUCGUGUAUGAUACUGGUUCAAAUGUCUAAUUGACAUUAUGAUCUAAUAACUGUAUGACUUUAUAAUAUAGUGCUGUCAGUGUUUAGAUGAGUAGGAAAUUGUCUGGGCAUUGCCACAUGCUCACCACACCAUAAUCUUGCUGUCACUACAGGGGACUGCUGGGGGCGCAUGUGAUGGCGGACAUGCUCCGUCAGCGGGGGGAGAGGAUGCAGUGGUACGGAGAUGAGCUGCUCCACAUGGCCAAGGAGCUGGGCCACAGACUGCUCCCUGCCUUUAACACCACCAGUGGCCUUCCCUACCCCAGGGUAACACGCCUCACUCUCCACAUUUCUCUUUUUUGCGGUACCCCUGGGUGCAAAGCCUUGUUUAUCAGAACUCGGUUUUUCCACAAUGUCGGAAAAAUGCCAAAAGAUUCAGUUCUGAAAGGACUGUCAAGCUGAAUAUGAAUAGAAGAUUCAAGAUGGCGUUGUAGUCUUAUAAUUAUCUGACAAUAUGCAUGUAGUACAUACAAUAUACUAUCGUUCAAAAGUUUGGGGUCACUUAGAAAUGUCCUUGUUUUCGAAAGAAAAGCAAUUUUUUUGUCCAUUAAGAUAACAUCAAAUUGAUCAGAAAUACAGUGUAGACAUUGUUAAUGUUGUAAAUGGCUAUUGUAGGUAGAAACGGCUGAUUUUUUUUUAUGGAAUAUCUACAUAGGCAUACAGAGGUCCAUUAUCAGCAACCAUCAGUCCUGUGUUCCAAUGGCACGUUGUUUGUUAAUCCAAGUUGAUCAUUUUUAAAAGGCUAAUUGAUCAUUAGAAAACCCUUUUGCAAAUAUGUUAGCACAGCUGAAAACUGUUGUGCUGAUUAAAGAAGCAAUAAAACUGGCCUUCUUGAGACUAGUUGAGUAGCUGGAGCAUCAGCAAUCAGCAAAAGCCAUAUCUCAGACUGGCCAAUAAAAGAUUAAGAUGGGCAAUCUGAGAUAUGGCUUUUUCUUUGCAACUCUGCCUAGAAGGUCAGCAUCCCGGAGUCGCCUCUUCACUGUUGACGUUGAGACUGGUGUUUUGCGGGUACUAUUUAAUGAAGCUGCCAGUUGAGGACCUGUGAGGCGCCUGUUUCUCAAACUAGACACUAAUGUAUUUGUCCUCUUGCUCAGUUGUGCACCGGGGCCUCCCACUCCUCUUUCUAUUCUGGUUAGAGACAGUUUGCGCUGUUCUGUGAGUAGUACACAGCAUUGUAUGAGAUCUUCAGUUUCUUGGCAAUUUCUCGCAUGGAAUAGCCUUCAUUUCUCAGAACAAGAAUAGACUGACGAGUUUCAAAAUAAAGUUAUUUGUUUCUGGCUAUUUUGAGCCUGUAAUCGAACCCACAAUUGCUGAUGCUCAAGAUACUCAACUAGAUACUCAAAAAUCCAGAAAAUCACAUUGUAUGAUUUUUAAGUAAAUCAUUUGCAUUUUAUUGCAUAACAUAAGUAUUUGAUACAUUAGAAAAGCAGAACUUAAUAUUUGGUACCGAAGCCUUUGUUUGCAAUUACAGAGAUCAUACGUUUCCUGUAGGUCUUGACCAGGUUUGCACACACUGCAGCAGGGAUUUUGGCCCACUCCUCCAUACAGACCUUCUCCAGAUCCUUCAGGUUUCGGGGCUGUUGCUGUGCAAUACGGACUUUCAGCUCCCUCCAAAGAUUUUCUAUUGGGUUCAGGUCUGGAGACUGGCUAGGCCACUCCAGGACCUUGAGAUGCUUCUUACGGAGCCACUCCUUAGUUGCCCUGGCUGUGUGUUUCGGGUCGUUGUCAUGCUGGAAGACCCAGCCACGACCCAUCUUCAAUGUUCUUACUGAGGGAAGGAGGUUGUUGACCAAGAUCUCGCGAUACAUGGCCCCAUCCAUCCUCCCCUCAAUACGGUGCAGUCGUCCUGUCCCCUUUGCAGAAAAGCAUCCCCAAAGAAUGAUGUUUCCACCUCCAUGCUUCACGGUUGGGAUGGUGUUCUUGGGGUUGUACUCAUCCUUCUUCCUCCAAACACGGCGAGUGGAGUUUAGACCAAAAAGCUCUAUUUUUGUCUCAUCAGACCACAUGACCUUCUCCCAUUCCUCCUCUGGAUCAUCCAGAUGGUCAUUGGCAAACUUCAGAUGGGCCUGGAUAUGCGCUGGCUUGAGCAGGGGGACCUUGCGUGCGCUGCAGGAUUUUAAUCCAUGACGGCGUAGUGUGUUACUAAUGGUUUUCUUUGAGACUGUGGUCCCAGCUCUCUUCAGGUCAUUGACCAGGUCCUGCCGUGUAGUUCUGGGCUGAUCCCUCAACUUCCUCAUGAUCAUUGAUGCCCCAUGAGGUGAGAUCUUGCAUGGAGCCCCAGACCGAGGGUGAUUGACCGUCAUCUUGAACUUCUUCCAUUUUCUAAUAAUUGCGCCAACAGUUGUUGCCUUCUCACCAAGCCGCUUGCCUAUUGUCCUGUAGCCCAUCCCAGCCCUGUGCAGGUCUACAAUUUUAUCCCUGAUGUCCUUACACAGCUCUCUGGUCUUGGCCAUUGUGGAGAGGUUGGAGUCUGUUUGAUUGAGUGUGUGGACAGGUGUCUUUUAUACAGGUAACGAGUUCAAACGGGUGCAGUUAAUACAGGUAAUGAGUGGAGAACAGGAGGGCUUCUUAAAGAAAAACUAACAGGUCUGUGAGAGCCGGAAUUCUUACUGGUUGGUAGGUUAUCAAAUACUUAUGUCAUGCAAUAAAAUGCAAAUUAAUUACUUAAAAAUCAUACAAUGUGAUUUUCUGGAUUUUUGUUUUAGAUUCAGUCUCUCACAGUUGAAGUGUACCUAUGAUAAAAAUUACAGACCUCUACAUGCUUUGUAGGAAAACCUGCAAAAUCGGCAGUGUAUCAAAUACUUGUUCUCCCCACUGUAUAUACACAUUUUGCAUAUCUUAAUUGACUAAUAAUAUGUGUAAUUAUAUAAGCACUUCUGCGAAGGAUUAUAACACAUAUGACACCUAUAACAAGGGCUGGUAGUACGAAUUCUACAUUUUUGUCAACAGAUGUGGGAUGCAUACACUGACCCCACCCCUCCCAAACAAACACCUCUGCCCCUCUCUCCCCUUCCACCCAUAGAUCGACCUACACACACACACACGCUGCUCACACACACAUAACCACAAGCUCAAAUGUUUAACAGUUGUUCCAUCCCUGAAUCCAACUCAAGAGAAGACUUGAUGUGUGAAUGUGUAUACAGUUUGGUUGUUUAAGAAGGCAUGCCAAAUUGAGCAGGAACGGGAAGAUGGAGCUUGGAUACCCACACACGCUGGUCCCCCGUUGUGACCCAUCUUCCCAAGCACCUCUGAGCAGUCAGACCGUUUCAUUAUUCUGUGCCGCCAGGGCCACAAUAAUAUGCUUACAAAAUACUUACUACUUCUGUUUGUAUGCAGGUAAACCUGAGGUACGGUGUCCUUAAUCCCCUGUCACGCACAGGCACUGAGUCGGACACCUGUACAGCCUGUGCAGGGACCAUGAUUCUAGAGUUUGCUGCUCUCAGUCGGCUGUCUGGGGAGGCUGUGUUCGAGGUACAUUAGUAAUUCCAUUAAUAAUUAAUAGUGUUGUUUUGUACUUAUUAACCUGUGUGUAUGAAGAUGUGUUUCUGUGACCAACAGGAGAAUGCUAGGAAAGCACUGGACGUCCUGUGGGAGAAGAGACAGAGAGGAAGUGACCUUGUGGGCACAGUCAUUAAUAUCCACAAUGGAGACUGGGUACGCAGGGGUGAGCCAGAACUCCACUGUCACACUCAACCACUCAGACAACACACACUCACCUACACCAGCACACAUGGUCACCAACUCUCACGUUUAAAAGUCAAAAUGUUGCAGUAGGAACAAACAUUUUAUCACCUCGCAUCAUGUGAUGACACAUCGUCCCACUCAGUUCCUUUAUAUCAGCCAUUAGUCACUUCCAAUACUACUAGCUUGGUUUGGUUUUGAAUACGUGUGUCUCUGCCUGGUUGUUAUUCCCAAUUAGCUCAGUCAGAUUCUAUAUUAACAGUGUAUUCCUCCUCUCUCCCUUGCGUCUCCAGACAGUGGUGUGGGUGCUGGCAUUGACUCCUACUAUGAGUACCUGAUGAAGGCUUACGUUCUACUGGGAGACAACGUUUACUUGGAGAGGUUCAACACUGUGAGACCCACUCUCUCUACUUUACUCUCACUAGCUGCUGAUAUAUUACAAUGCAUUGCUCUAUGCUUGUAGAGAACACUCCAAUUUGUCAGACAGCGUUUUUACGUUUUCCAUUUAAAUGCUACCUGCAUCCAGAUUGCAGAACCAGAUAACAAAUACAUGCAUGUUCAUUUCAAAUGUAAAUGCUCUGUGGUCAGAUGGUGAUCAGAUGGAAGUAAUCAGAUAUCACAAGGCCUAUAUUAUUGUCAGUGUUUCCCCUAUAGGCAUUUAGCAGCGGCGGAAUUAGCUUUGAAACUGCAAUUUUUCUCUCAGCCCCAUGACAAAAUGUGUAGAAUUGCAGGAAAUUAUCUUUAAAACAGAAACAUUUUGUUUCUGCGGCCAAGAGGAGGGACUCUUAAACCGUGUCAUUGGCCACGGACACUACCACGCUCCCACCCCUUUACCACCGCUGCUGAGGGAAAAUCCUAGGGGAAACACUGAUUAUGGAGUGUAAACGGUGUUUCAGUCACAUCACUGAUCUAACCCCCCAUAUCAACUAUACACAUCAUACAUAAUGUAAGUGUAUUUAGUGACACCUGCUGUCUGGUGUGUCUCCUACAGCAUUACAGCGCCAUCAUGAAGUACAUCAGCCAGCCUCCGCUGCUGCUCAACGUGCACAUGCACAACCCCACGGUGAGCGUCCGCAGCUGGAUGGACUCCCUACUCGCGUUCUUCCCUGGCCUGCAGGUGAGUCCCAUUAACACAGCCUCUAUCGCCACCACUUGUCAUGGUUAGCCCCUCUGCCUCUAACAAUAUGACAUAGGCUGCAUUCCAAAUGGCAUCCUAUUCCCUAUAUAGUGCACUACUUUUGUAUGCUAAUAUCACAUAAAUUCAUGAGACCCUCUGCUUGUAUCAUGACAUCUUCAUGACCACAGAUCUAUCCACUACAGCAGAAGACAGUUCUGUUUUUUUACUUUUUUUAUUGAGUUUCUAUCAGCUGUAUGAACAGGUAUACGCUAUGAAAGUGAAUCGUUCAUAAUAAAGACUGCGUUAUCAACCCUUGGUCAUAGGUUCUGAGAGGAGACUUAAAGCCAGCCAUAGAGACCCAUGAGAUGCUCUACCAAGUCACCAAGCAGCACAAGUUUCUCCCCGAGGUAAGACAAAGUGACAUUUGAAAUUUGAGUCAAGAUGAUAAUAUCUGCUCUCAGCUUUGCUUGACUGUGUUUUUCCUAACGUUGCAGGCUUUCACCACCGAGUUCAGAGUUCACUGGGGUCAACACCCUCUAAGGCCAGAGUUUGCAGAAAGCACCUACUACCUCUACAAGGUAAUGCAGUUUGGUUUGAGUUCCCAAUGGGAAAAGCCAAAGGUGCAUAGUAAUGGUAUACUCUGUGUACAUGAGUGAACUGGUUGAGAAAGGGGUUGUGAAUGGGAUAGACCAUGUUUUCCCUUCCACAGGCCACAGGCGAUCCGUACUACCUCAGGGUGGGCCAGUCCAUAGUGGAGAAGCUCAAUGCCCAUGCCAGGGUGCCUUGUGGAUUUGCAGCUGUGCAGGACGUCCGCACAGGGGUCCACGAGGACAGGUAGGGGAUCGCAGCGAAUCAUAUGGAUUCAAAUCUGAAACCUCAGGUCAUAUCCACUGAUUCCUUCUCACUCCAGCUUGCCAAUAUGACUAAUGAAAGUGUUGGUCUUAAGGAAAUAGUGCUCUUUGAGUAAGAGAGCCCAAAUUACGUAACAUUACUUGGCACAUUAUUUGCUCUGUUCAAGUGAUUUCAAACAUUCCCCCUUCUUUGUAGAAUGGACUCGUUCUUCCUGGCGGAGAUGUUUAAGUACCUGUACCUUCUGUUCUCUGAGAAGAACCAGCUUCACUUUGACAUCGAUGACUACAUCUUCACCACCGAGGCCCACCUGCUGCCUGUCUCCCUGUCCACUUCACAGCCCCCCUGUCGGGGCAACAACACAGUGAGGCUCAGUCAGUUACCAACAGUUGUGUUGCGUUAUGGUCAGAAGAGCUGAAACUGAUCCGCCAUAUGGAGUCUAUUUGAACCAGCUGUCCAGUUAUGUUAUGGUCAGAAGAGCUGAAACUGAUCCGCCAUUUUGUGUCUAUAUGUUCCAGGAAGCGGCCACUGCCGUGGAGGAGGACCUGUUUACCUACUCCUGCCCCAGCACCCAGACCCUGUUUCCCAACAACCCCUCCUUCGCCAAGACCAUCAGGGACAGCUACAAGUACCUGACUGGGGUGGGCCGGGCCUUCCACGCUUCGCCUGUCAGGUUUGUGUGUGUGUUUGUAGAUUUCAUUAUGAGAGCGUACAGUGCCUUUGGAAAGUAUUCAGACCCCUUGACUUUUUCCGCAUUUUUUUACGUUACAGCCUUAUUCUAAAAUUGAUUACAAAUAAAAUUAUCCUCAGCAAUCUACACACAAUACCCCAUAAUGACAAAGCAAAAACAUUGUUUCAAAUGUAUAAAAAAUAACUUAUUUACAUAGUAGUCAGACCCUUUGCUAUUAGACUCGAAAUUGAGCUCAGGUGCAUCCUGUUGCCAUUGAUCAUCCUUGAGAUGUUUUUACAACUUGGUUGGAGUCCACAGGUGGUAAAUUCAAUUGAUUGGACAUGAUUUGGAAAGGCAUACACCUGUCUAUAUAAGGUCCCACAGUUGACAGUGCAUGUCAGAGCAAAAACCAAGCCAUGAGGUCAAAGGAAGAACACAUUUGCCUCCAUACUUCUUAAAUGGAAGAAGUUUGAAACCACCAAGACUCUUCCUAGAGCUGGCCGACCCCUGCCAAACUGAGCAAUUGGGGGAGAAGGGCCUUGGUUCGGGAGGUGACCAAGAUCCCAAUGGUCACUCUGACAGAGCUCUAGAGUUCCUCUGUGGAGAUAGGAGAACCUUCCAAAAGGACAACCAUAUCUGCAGCACUCCACCAAUCAGGCCUUUAUUGUAGAGUGGCCAGACAGAAGCCACUCCUCAGUAAAAGGCACAUGACAGCCCGCUUGAAGUUUGCCAAAAGGCACCUAAAGACUCUCAGACCAUGAGAAAUAAGAUUCUCUGGUCUGAUGUAACCAAGAUUGAACUCUUCGGCCUGAAUGCCAAGCGUCACGUCGGGAGGAAACCUGGCACCAUCCCUACAGUGAAGCAUGGUGGUGGCAGCAUCAUGCUGUGGGGAUGUUUUUCAGCGGCAGGGACUGGGAGACUAGUUUUGAAAGCAAAGAUUAACGGAGCAAAGUACAGAGAGAUCCUUGAUGAAAACCUGCUCCAGAGCACUCAGGACCUCAGACUGGGGUGAAGGUUCACCUUCCAACAGGACAACGACCCUAAGCACACAGCCAAGACAACGCAGGAGUGGCUUCGGGACAAGUCUCUGAAUGUCCUUGAGUGGCCCAGCCAGAGCCUGGACUUGAACCCGAUCGAACAUCUCUGGAGAGACCUUAAAAUAGCUGUGCAGCAACGCUCCCCAUCCCACCUGACAGAGCUUGAGAGAAUCUGCAGAGAAGAAUGGGAGAAACUCCCCAAAUACAGGUGUGCCAAGCUUGUAGAGUCAUACACAAGAAGACUCGAUGCUGUAAUCGCUGCCAAAGGUGUUUUAACAAAGUACUGAGUAAAGGGUCUGAAUACUUAUGUAAAUGUUAUAUUUCAGAAAAUAUGUGAAAACCUGUUUUUUCUUUGUCAUUAUGGGGUAUUGUGUGUAGAUUGAUGAGGGGGAAAAAACAAUUUAAUCAAUUUUAGAAUAAGGCUGUAACGUAACAAAAUGUGGAAAAAGUCAAGGGGUCUGAAUACUUUCCGAAGGCACUGUAUAUGGUCGUUCAUGUUGUGUGGCUGUAAAGACCUACACAUUCACUAAAACUGAUUGAUGGAAACACAUUCUUUAUGUUAACCCUGCUAGGUGACUCUGACCUAGCCACUGUAUGUCACUGAUGAGUUUGUGUGUGUUUGCAGGGGCAUCGAGCUGCCACUUCACGACCACGGUAUGGAGCCUGUGGAGUUUCUGAAGAGCAUGGGCAUCUCCCUCACCCCACUGAACGAGGCUGGGGACACAGGGACACAGGGGGUAAGAAGGGUGGGCAGCUAUUUGAUUUCUAGCUCUCUAUUGUCUGACUGUGUCCCAAAUGGCACCUUAUUCCCUAUGCCCUAGGUCCUAUCAAAAGUAUUGCACUAUUUAGGGAAUAGGGUGCCAUUUGGGAUGCAGACUAUUGUUUAGCGGAGCAACAUUGCCCUGUCUCAUUAAUGCUCCUGUGUAAUUAAUAACACCAGUGUACUUAUUUUCAGGAGGCACACAAAGGUGUUUACAGGGUGAAACUGGUGGCAGAGGUGACCCAGACCACAGAGGAGGAAGAAGUAGAGCCCCUCGUCGUUCAGCUCAUAUCCCCCCCGUUUCUGGGUAGAACGGUCCUAACUGCAGGACCAGCCAAGUUUGGAAUGGACCUUACCAAGCAGGAGCACGGGGUGAGCUUUAUUGAAUCUUGCAUUCACUUCUAUUCGUUUUUUAUGUCACUCAAAAUAUUGAUACUAUAAGAGAUGGGCAUGCACCUGUUUGUCCCCUUACAUUUAGGACCCAAAUGGAUGUCUGCCUGUGUCAAUACUGUACAGAGUAUUUACAGGAAUUUCUCUUCCCUUCUCUCUCCCUCUCUCUCUCUCGCACACACACCCUGUUCCUCUCCCAGGUGAAGGGCAGCAUCGUGAAGACCUCCCCCUACACAGCGUGUGGUCCCAUAGAGAAUGCUGAGGAGCUGAGCGGGCACAUUGCCCUGGCACUGCGUGGCGACUGCAUGUUUGCUGCCAAGGCCCACAGGCUACAGGAGGCUGGGGCUAUCGGAGUCAUCUUCAUAGGUGAGGGAAUGGAACACACACACACAUUCUGCCUGUCACCCUCUCUCUCGCUCUCUCAUGCCCCCUCACGCCUCAACACCGCGCAGCUCCCCCAGAACUGCCGCGCAAAAGAAACACCAGCCCGCGCAGAGAAGCACAAGAUUGAACUUCACUCAACUUUACUAGUUUUGACCUGUUAGUUUACACUAUCAAUGUUUCCCUCUACUGUGGGUAUUGUUAUCGAAUUAACAUAUUAGCCCCUUUCAAUGCAACAUACCAAAACAAAUCUAACUAUUCAAGACUUAGUCUGUGAUUUUGUUGUAGGCAGAGCACAUCGUCGGGGGAUUCUAUUGCAUUUACAGGCACGAGUGGUCACAAGUGAUGUGCUUGUUUUGCGAUCAGAGCCACAUGAAGCCGCGUGUGCACAUUUGUUGAUAUUCUUUCCUAGUUAGUGAGUUAUUAGCCUAGUAAUAGCUCAUUUCUAGUCAGCAAUAGUUGAGUGGUUGCUUCCUACAAGAGCACAAAAUGUGCACAUUUCUAUCCAUCUUUCAAAAGCGAGUCAGGUAAAUGCUGCGUUCUUGUCAUGUCGGUAACUCUGACAUUUCUGACUUGCUUACUCAUUGUAGAAAGAUGAUACCCGAGUAUCCCACUUGGGAAGUGUCAGAAUCAACCAAUAGGAAUCUUUACGCAAAUAACUUACGUUCAUUUUAACUCGGAGGUCCAAAGUUUCCGACAUGACGUGAACGCAGCAAAAGACUACAGUGCUUUUCUAUGUUUUAAAGGUGCAGUGUUGUAUUAAGAGACAGGCUUGAAUAAGCUAAGAAGCCAAAAGGCGGAGGGUAGCAAAGCCUACAUUUUCAUCUGAUUCUCUGUAAUAUUAAUGGUAUGGGAAUAAUAAUGCAUUUUACUUUGUAAAGUGGUUUCUUGCAUCACACAAUACAACAUUUUCAGUCACCGACUUGUCUGAAGGACAAUAUUAAUGUCAAGCCCAUGCAUAAUGUUUUUUAAAAAGUCCCAUGGAAUGUAGACCUACAUUGAACACCCCACAUGGCUGCUAAUGUAGGCUGUAUUAUAGAAUAGCUAUUGCUAUAGCUAUUUCCAUGUGAACAUUUUAUGGGAUGCAUUUUUUCAAUAGUUUUUGAUGGUAGGCCACCCUGGUAGGCCUACAUUAUGAUCAAAUAGCCACACUAGCCUGCUUGGCCACUAACUUCGUGUGUACAGCCUUAGAACUGUAACUUAAAGUGUGUACAGAAUUUUCACAAUGUUCAAGUUUCCACUCAGCAGACCUGAAAUUUGCUCAGUGCCAAAAACAAUUAGAGGGAACAUUGCUCAACACACCCACUCAUAGCCCAUAAUAUCAGCACACCGCCUGUUACUCUGCUGUAAGAGGAGCUUAGGGAAAGAGAUUAGUGGGGCCUAACCUAGUUUGAGAAGGAUGUAUCGGUCUGCAUUGUUACAGUGUACUACUUACUGAAGUAAAGAUCCCAAAUGGUUGAUUUUGGGGUACCAUCACCUACUUUAUUAUUGUGAGCUUACAGUAGCUCUGCGUUUUACCUCUUAAGAUCAGUUGGUUCCCAAAAGGGCUUUGAUUGAUAUGGCAUUCCUCUUUGAUUGAUAUCACUCACAAGCCCUCCCCACUUGUGUUCUAAAAAACUCAAUUUCCCAUAUUUCCUCUGUCCCUCCUAGACCACCGGGAGGGGAGUAACAGCGCAGACACGCCCCUGUUCCAGAUGGUGGGAGACGGCGCGUCCAGGGCUGACAUCACCAUCCCCCUGGUGUUCCUAUUCAGCCAGGAGGGGGCGCUGCUCACCUCUGCUCUGGAGGACCACAGCAACGUAGACGUACUGAUGCUGCCCAAAGAGAGACAGCUAGGUAAGACAACAGGUAAGAGAGGGGGCCUGUGCAGGGCCCGUGGUCUAGCGGUCAGUCACAUAUACUGCUCCCCACCGGAGACCAGGGUUCAAUCCCUGCGUCUAUCAUACUGUUCUCCCACUUGCCUGACUCCCCCUCUGUUUCAAGCAGUCUAAAUCAAGCGUAAAAUGUACAAAACAAAAUGUAAAAAAAGAGGUGGCCUGCCAAUGGGACUGAAGCUAAAGGGGUUCAUUAUGCGGGGGAAGAGUUCUAAAUUGAGCAAAGGUGAAACAGCCCAAAAGCCUAACUGACAUUUCAUGUUGAACUCUAGUAUCAGUUGUUUGGGUAACUUUUAAAUGUGUGCUAGAUGUUUGAGGUGUAACAGAUUACAUGUUUGCCACUCUCGUUCUCUCCCUCUGUCUUCCUUUCUCUUUCUUGUUCUCUCUCUGUCUUCCUCCUGAUUUAUUCUCCAGACAAAACAGACAAGCCCCUGGGGAAGAUGAACAUCAAGUUCCGCCUGGCGGAAGAGGGGGAGCUGGGGGAGGGGGAGGCCAGAGGCCCCACCCUGCAGUUUUUCCUGGAGAAGGGAGAGGUAGUGUUGGAGGAAGAGGAGUACAAACAGCAAGCAGACAGCUGCUUAACACCUGGAGACGAUCAUAUGCCAUGUUCCAACGGACAAACUGCUGCCUCGCCACCCUCCCACAGCCCCAACGACCCCAAUACAGACCCCUGAUCUCAGAACAGUCAGGUUCCUCAACACCCUUCCACUGACCAAGGGCCUGGGCUCCCCAGCACUGAUCCCUAAUCAGUGUCCAGAGGCACGUUGCUGUGCCAGAGAGAGCCCUCUCUGCCCUUCUGCACGCUCUGGACUGGACUGAUAGUUUUAACCAAGAGGGGAGCAUAGCAGUGUGACAGUCAAUCCCACUGACUGACUCACUACCCCUUCUAAAACCUGACGGUGGUCUCGUAUAGUUGAUAGUUAUUGGAACUGCAGUAUGUAUUAAUGUAUAGGAAGGGAUGGGCAUUGCUACACAAAUAUAGCUAGUUAGUCUUACCUUGCUACUGUAGCCGCAAGCCUCAUCCCCAGUUGUAUUGUGUUGAUGACAUAGAUUUAGUCAGAUGAUUGUAGGCGAGAAUUGAUGACUUGCACAUUUCAGAGAAAUAGCUGAGGUAAGCAUAGGAGGGGAUAUUGGGCUGCUAAAGGGCACCUUUGUCUGAGGCCUUGUGUUUGAGUCUGUGUUGAGCUGCUGCAAUGUCAAGGGGAUCGCUUUACUGUCCCCUGUAACAAGAUGGUGUCCUGUCAAUUCAGUGACGUGUGUGUGUGUGUGUGUGUGUGUGUGUGUGUGUGUUAAUUUACAGUGUAGCUAGUAGUGUUGUUUGAAGAUGAAUAGGUGAGGAAUGGGCUCUCCUGACCAAAGGGAUGUGUGAUCACUCACAAGAAU